CGGCUUUACAUCAUGGACAUAUGUAUACGUGUCACACGCGUGUCACCGGUGUUUGACAACGUUUACAGAAGAUUUUGUUGAGAAAUUCUCACAUUCUUGUGGUGCUUCGAACGAACGUUGUCAAAAAUGACUGCGUUGACAGUAUUGCAUAAAUUCUGGUUGGAGUACGGAAAAACCACGCCGAAGAAACUUAAAAUUAUCGACGCGUACUUGUUGUACGUGUUCCUGACGGGGGUUAUUCAAUUCGUAUAUUGUUGUCUCGUGGGCACGUUUCCUUUCAACAGUUUCCUGAGCGGUUUCAUAUCCUGCGUGUCCUGCUUUAUUCUAGGAGUUUGUCUUCGAUUGCAAGUCAAUCCACAAAACAGAAGUCAGUUCCACGGCAUAAGUCCGGAAAGAGGAUUUGCAGACUUCAUUUUUGCACAUGUUAUUCUACAUAUUGUUAUAAUGAAUUUCAUUGGUUGAAGAAUAUGUGAUAUAAAAAAAAAAAACAGAUCAUAUAAAUAUUACACUUUACACA
Messenger RNA from Pseudomyrmex gracilis, 517 nucleotides. It is a transcript of the gene Dad1, whose product is annotated as dolichyl-diphosphooligosaccharide--protein glycosyltransferase subunit DAD1. Lineage: Eukaryota; Metazoa; Arthropoda; Insecta; Hymenoptera; Formicidae. Gene Ontology annotation, cellular component: oligosaccharyltransferase complex; membrane. Bases 127 to 462 code for a protein of 111 amino acids. The transcript has 2 exons. The record is from RefSeq and is a predicted model, not a curated record. Gene Ontology annotation, biological process: protein N-linked glycosylation.